AUGUCGGCCUCUCGAUUCACUCUGGCUGCCGUGUCAACGCCCUCCGUUCUUUACGUGGUCGGUGGACUCGAGGUUCAACCGAUGACCUUGGACGGCUCUGCCCGUGGCUCGAGCAUGCUCGAGCCACCUGCGCUCAAGGUCCGCUUGGCCGCUGCUCCCGUUGCGCUCACGGCUUCUGAUUACACAGCUGUUCAGGAUUGGCUAUCUUCGCUUCUCCAUGUUUCCCAUUCGCUGAGGCCAGAUCUGAGUUAUCACACGCGGACAAGCAAAAAAUGCGACGACUACUUCUAG
Colletotrichum orchidophilum is the source of this 291-nucleotide messenger RNA. RefSeq lists its product as uncharacterized. The record is from RefSeq and is a predicted model, not a curated record. Lineage: Eukaryota; Fungi; Ascomycota; Sordariomycetes; Glomerellales; Glomerellaceae. The transcript is spliced from 2 exons. The coding region runs from base 1 to 291 and encodes 96 amino acids.